AUGGCUAAGAUCAAGUCCAUCGAGUACUUCCGAGUUAAGCCCCGCUGGCUGUUUGUCAAGGUCACCGAUGAAGAAGGCAAUUUUGGUUGGGGCGAGGGGACUCUCGAGGGGCACUCGCUGGCCGUCGAGGGAGCACUGGACGAGAUCAUCACGCGAAUCGUUGGGUUUGAAGCCGACGACAUUGAGCACGUUUGGCAAUUCAUCUGGCGACUCGGAUUCUACCGAGGAGGUCCGGUCUUCAUGUCCGCCAUCUCUGGAAUUGAUAUUGCCCUUUGGGAUUUGAAGGGCCGCAAAUUGGGAGUUCCAGUGUACCAGCUGCUAGGCGGCAAGGUGCGCGACAAGGUGCAGGUUUACUGCUGGAUCGGUGGUGACCGGCCAAGUGAUGUUGAGGCCAUGGCUAAGGUCCGGAUUGCGCAAGGUCUCAAGUGUGUCAAGAUGAAUGCUACCGAGGAUCUCAACUGGCUAGACUCUCCCGCCGCCCUUCAAUCCUGCGUCGACCGUCUCAAACAAGUCAAGGCAUUGGGUCUGGAUGCUGGUCUUGACUUCCACGGUCGUCUACAUCGACCUAUGGCCAAGCAGCUGGCCAAGGCAUUGGAACCAUAUCAGCCUCUCUUCAUUGAAGAACCCCUUCUGUGUGAGCACCCCGAGGCCAUCAAGCAGCUCUCAAAUAGCACCACCAUCCCAAUUGCAUUUGGCGAGCGCCUCUACACAAGGUGGGAUGUCAAGCGCUUUUUGGAAGAUAGCUCGGUGGAUGUACUCCAGCCUGAUAUUGCACACGCUGGUGGUAUUUCCGAGACGAAGCGCAUUGCCACAAUGGCCGAGGCCUACGAUGUGGCGAUUGCGCCGCACUGCCCUCUAGGCCCCAUUGCCCUUGCGGCAUCGAUGCAAAUCGCUUUGACUACCCCCAAUUUUGUAAUUCAGGAGAUGUCUCUGGGUAUGCACUAUAAUCUGGAGGCCGGUGAUAUCGACUUGAACAGCUACCUGGUUGAUAAAUCGGUGUUUGAUAUCAACGAGGGAUAUGUGGCUGCCCUUACCAAACCGGGUCUGGGCAUUGAGAUUGACGAGGACUUGGUGCGCAAGAUUAGCCUGGAGACGGAACCGUGGCAGCCGAAAGAGUUCUUUGGACCGGAUGGGUCUAUUCGGGAGUGGUAG
Penicillium subrubescens is the source of this 1152-nucleotide messenger RNA. Its product is annotated as mandelate racemase/muconate lactonizing enzyme family protein. The record is from RefSeq and is a predicted model, not a curated record. Lineage: Eukaryota; Fungi; Ascomycota; Eurotiomycetes; Eurotiales; Aspergillaceae. Gene Ontology annotation, biological process: amino acid catabolic process; D-galactonate catabolic process. The coding region runs from base 1 to 1152 and encodes 383 amino acids. The transcript is spliced from 3 exons. Gene Ontology annotation, molecular function: galactonate dehydratase activity.